GAAAAUAUGGUCAUCAAAAAAUUACUCUGACACUACUGCUUUUAUGAUAGCUGCACUGUUUCUUUUUUCUCCUCUCUCUUCAUCUUCAAGACCAUCUCAUUGAUCUGUGCAGUAACAGUGCAUCACCUCCAACUAGCGAGCCCCUCUUGCUAAUCCAUUUCGCAUUUCUCAACGAUUGUUUGAAACAAAACGAAAAGCUAUGGAAGUUAAACGCUGUUCAAGUAGCAAAAGUCAUGAUAGGGAUCAUGGUGGGGAAAGAGUUGCAGCUGAGCAUUUGGAACGGGUACCCAAGCUUGGAGAAGUAAUUUGGGUCAAGCUUUCUGGUGGUUCAUGGUGGCCUGCUGUGGUUGUUAAGAGCAAUGUCAAUGGAAGCAAUAAAGCUGAUGAUGGAUUAAUGGGGGAUGUUCGUGUUAGGCUCUAUGGAAGCUAUGAAUACAUGUACGUGGAUCCCAUUAAAUGGUGUUCUGAGUUUCGGGUUACACUUGAGCAGAACAAUGGUUGUUAUGAAGAUAUAUUCAGGAAAGCUCUGGAGCAGGUUCUUUCUUCAUCAAAAUGUGGUCGAGUAAAGGGGAAAGUAGCCAAAUCCAAAGGUACCAGUAAACAAGUGAAAGAAACUGAAAAGCAUGACAGGGGUCAGAAGAGACUAAAGCAAAAUAAGCAAGCUGCAACAGCGGCAAAAUGUAAAAGCCCUAAGCAAAAUGAGGUACUAAAGAACCACAAGUUUAACAUUUCGACCUCCUCUGAUGCUACUUUGUCUGGAACAUCUCAAGAACUGAGUGCACGGAGGACCAAAGUCAUGCAAACUCUUGGUCUAAUUGCUCCUUCUGGAUCUCCAUUCCACAAAAUGAGUGCAUUUAUAUGAGUUUUUAAUGUGUUACGAAUUGAAAGAAAUUUUCCAUUUUGACUGAUGUGGCAUCAAUGUGCAAGGUCACUUGUAUUUCACCUUGCAUUUUUGUCUAGUCCAAGAUCUUGGUGCUGGCACAGGGAGUGGUGCUAGAAGGGAAUGACAACAAAUUUAUAGCGGCCUGAUGCCUUGCCUAUUUUAUGAUGCCAGAUACAGGUUUAGUCAAUUGAGUUGCAUAAUUUUAUAGGGUAUUGAUAAAUUUCGAAUUAGAUAUCUAGCAUGCCCUCUGGAUAAUUUCAUAAAGAUGUUUCAACUGAGGGGUCUGAACUUCAAGGUUUACCGCUAGAUUAAGUCUCCUGUUAUCUGGCAUUCGGGUAUUUAUCAAAAUGUACUGGCAAACCUAUCUUGUUCAAUAUUUUUCCUUUGCCCCCUUCUUUGUUUGAGCUUAUCUCAAUAA
Hevea brasiliensis (rubber tree) is the source of this 1301-nucleotide messenger RNA. RefSeq lists its product as uncharacterized. Lineage: Eukaryota; Viridiplantae; Streptophyta; Magnoliopsida; Malpighiales; Euphorbiaceae. The transcript has 8 exons. The record is from RefSeq and is a predicted model, not a curated record. The coding region runs from base 200 to 862 and encodes 220 amino acids.